This is a messenger RNA of Neoarthrinium moseri, 861 nucleotides long. RefSeq lists its product as uncharacterized. Bases 1 to 861 code for a protein of 286 amino acids. The transcript is spliced from 5 exons. Lineage: Eukaryota; Fungi; Ascomycota; Sordariomycetes; Amphisphaeriales; Apiosporaceae. The record is from RefSeq and is a predicted model, not a curated record. Gene Ontology annotation, biological process: mycotoxin biosynthetic process.
AUGCUCUCCUCCAUUGAUACUAGGUCCUCUGCGAGGUACCAGGAAGUCUGUCAGGGCGACUCACUAUCGACUGUCAUCAGACAAUCCGAUGGAACUGGGGAACAAGUUCUUUUUGCCAAGAAACCUAUGUGGAGGUCACUGUUUUUAUCGCUUCUCUGGCUUGCAACCCUGGCCACUGCCUUUCUAACAGGACACAUCUUAGCCAAGAAUUCCAUCGGCGCCUGCCACUAUAAAGACUCCGAUCUUGCAUGGCGCCCCUCGAGAAAACUUGCCCGUCGGCACUGGCAUCGCUACGAAGGUUCCAUCAACAUCACCAACAUCUUCAAGGGUGCACCACGCGCCGAGAUUGACGCGGCGUGGGAUCGUUUCACUCAAAGCAAAUGGAUUGAUGGUACUUCAGUUGUACUUACCGCCACCGACCAAGAAAUGAAAGAUUCGGGCAACGCCAACUUCCCGGCAACCGUAGCCGAUCUGGGUGCAGAGAAUGGCGGUGGGGCCAUGGCUACGCUGGAGAUGUUUCAUCAGCUCCACUGCCUGAACUUGCUUCGAAAAUGGACAUAUGUGGACUACUAUAGCACCCGGGACCAUGCGUGGACAUUUGACCGCGCCGACUCGCUACGGAGACAUACAGACCAUUGCAUUGAUAUAUUGCGGCAAGUACUUAUGUGUAAUGGUGAUAUGGGGCUCGUGAUGUUCCAUUGGGUAAAGAAUGUUGGGCCGGCACCAUAUCCCGAUUUCAGCACCCUUCACCGAUGUCGUGAUCCUGUGGCGAUCUUGGAAACAGCUGAGAGACAUGCUGCCCCGAUUGUCAGACCCGUGACCAAGACAUCCGUGGCGCAUGAGCUGCCAACUUUCCCUUAA